This is a messenger RNA of Oncorhynchus keta (chum salmon), 2660 nucleotides long. RefSeq names its product transmembrane protein 128-like. Bases 136 to 630 code for a protein of 164 amino acids. The transcript has 5 exons. The record is from RefSeq and is a predicted model, not a curated record. NCBI's taxonomy places the organism in Eukaryota, Metazoa, Chordata, Actinopteri, Salmoniformes, Salmonidae.
UGGUGGCGAUAAUGUAACAUUAUAUUAAAUGCCAUCCGCCGUUAAGCACCGAAUAAUAAGAAGAAGUCAGUGGACAAGGGACCAGGAAGCUUUAGCCACAGCUAGCCAGCUAAGACCAACACCCUGAUAUCAAACAUGCUUGCUGAUGGUCAAUUUUUAAAUCUACGAAAUAGAUUUAAGAAAGACGCUGAACUUCUCAUGCAAGGGGUUUCAGCAGGUGACAGCAACGAAAAGAGUCAAGAAGAGAAAGAUGACAAACCACUUCCUCGGAUCAACCGCCAUUCCGUCUUCUGGAUUGUGGCUUCUGUCGGCUUGACUUACUAUUUCGACUUCCUCCGCGUCAUCACGGAGAAUGGCGAUAUCAGAAGCUGGUGGUUCAAUGUUGGUGUGAUACUGCUGGGAAUAUGCCUAGCUUUGGCCAUGUUUUGCAUCGUAUACCUGGAAUGGUUUAAGGGAAUACAGCACUAUGAUCAUGAGUACCCUGCGAUUCCUCCUAUCACCACAGCAGCCUUCCUCGCAGCAUCAUGCAGUUUUAAUAUAGCACUGUGGCCUGUGUGGUCGUUCCUCACCCCCGUCCUCCUGUUUACCCAGUUCAUGGGAGUUGUUAUGCUCAUAUCAAUGCUUGGGUGAGAUGUUAAGAAUUUGGCAGUACUUCACCACUGCAGACCACAUGUAACCACGCCAGCCCAGGACCUCCACAUUCGGCUUCUUCACCUGCGGGAUUGUCUGAGACCAGCCACCUAGACAACUGAUGAAACUGUGGAUUAUUUAUUUUUGUAAUAAAGCCCUUGUGUGGUGAAAACUCAUUCUGAUUGGGUGGGAGCUGGCUCCUCAAGUGUGUGGGCCGAUGCCCUCCCAGGCCCACCCGUAGCUGCACCCCUGCCCAGUCGUGAAAUCCAUCGAUUAGGGACACAUUUAUUUCAAUUGAAUGAUUUCCUUAUAUGAACUGUAACUCAGUAAAAUCGUUGAACUUGUACCAUGUUGCGUUCAUAUGUUUGUUCAGAGAGCUUAAGUUAUUAUUGGUACUUAAGUACCUACUUCGGAAUGCAAUUAUUUUUGUUUAUUUUACAGUACUAAAGCCUGUGAAUGACUACAGUUUGACUGACUUUUAAAAUUAAAAUAAAAAAAGUUUUACAUGCAUAUAUUAUAUUUAAGAAAUUAACAAAGCAUUAAGUGCUUUAAUAGUUUUUGUAUGUUUUUGAAUAAAUGUUUAGUUUUCUUUGAUUCAGAAAGCUAAUGUGUCUGCUUAAAUUCUGUAAAAUAUUUCUACAACUUUUUGUUAUAUAAGUGCAUUGUUGCUAAUGUCAACCUUGUUUUCCCCUAUUGUUGGCAAAAAGACUAACCUUAAGAAACAUUGAUAUGAACUUGAGUCUCUUUAUUUGGUAACAUUGUGUUUAUAAUGGGUCUGAACAAACUUCUUUCCCACCAGGUGUGUUUCCACCAAACUGAUUUAUUGUGGAUAAAAAUCAGUGCGUGUCAAGGUAGGCGUUAAAGUACAUUUUGUGUGCAUUAAGUGUUCAUAUAGGCUUACUGAACAAACAUCUAAAGUUCAAUGUGUUUCCAUCGCAUUUUCAAAUCUAGCGAUAGUUUUGUCACACAAAUGUGUGUUAAAUAGCAAAUACAGUGCAGGUAGGCCAGUCUACAUGAUGAAAUUAUUAUUUAUUAUUUUAUUUGUCGAAUUGCAGGCAAGCGUCCAUCAUCAUGUCACCAGAAUAAGACCCUCGAAAUGUAUUGGAAUGGAGCAUCAAGAUCACCAUGCACUUUCACCACCCAGUGAAGUUCAGAAUUAAUUCAAUCUGUAGCCUAAUAAACUGCAUGGUUUUCCGAGUCGUAGUGGGACGACCACACACCAUAUCAUCGCGUGACUCCCAAGUUUACCCUGAUAUGAUGGUUAUAUCAAUAAUUAGUUGAAAUACAUUUUACAGACAAAAAUAACCCACUAUGUCGAAAUAACAUCUGUGGCAUUUAUGAAAUUCCGUCACAGCUGUCCAGGUUUGUGUAUGUUAUACGGUAUGACUUUACUCGCAUAAAAACUGGAUGGAAACGUGGUUUGUAAUGUACAACUGUUGUUGGCCUUCAAUCGAAAACACUCAAACGUCAAUCCAAGGGAAAUGUCAAUAUAUAUCCCUAAUAUUUGGUUCAAUAUUUUUGGCAUACAAUGACAAAGGGAAGUUGGAACCCCACCAUGCAUGACCAACAAAAUAGUUUGGCAAGAUGAACUGAAGGCAAACGAUGAGCAAAAUGACUGCUUCCAAUCGAAGCUUAUUUCUCAAUUUUUUUCGCACAUAUUUGGUUACAGAUGUUGCUCUCUGGUUUUGUGAUGAAACAGGUGUGGUUGAAUUUAUUCUGACACUGUUUUCUCGGCCUCAUGGUGUAAAGGCAUAUGAACUAACAGGUUAUAAAGCAAAUGUCACACCUGUUCCAGCUCUCUCUCCAGCACUCGUCGCUGGUCUACUAACCCCCGGCCUUGGAAACCAUUAUUAUGCAUACCUGCUCCCCAUCAUUACGCACACCUGGACUUCAUCACCUUGAUUACCUUCCCUUUAUUUAGCCCUCAGUAGCCUCAGUCAUCAGGCAGUAUUGGUUUGUGUUCACGUUCAGUACGCGUCUCCUAUUUUUGUUUAUUUGUCUUUUUUAUCAAUAAAUACUCACCUUCUGCA